Molecule: messenger RNA, 399 nt
Organism: Serpula lacrymans var. lacrymans S7.9
Lineage: Eukaryota; Fungi; Basidiomycota; Agaricomycetes; Boletales; Serpulaceae
Exons: 4
Coding region: 69-314 (81 amino acids)
Biological process (GO): proton motive force-driven ATP synthesis
Source: RefSeq, a predicted model, not a curated record
GACAGCUCACUUUCCUUUCCUUCCUUACAGCCAAGCUAACAGCUCUUUUCAUACUUAUUCUGACCGUCAUGUCUUACGUCAUCUUUGGCCGUGCCAUUAAAACCGAAUACCUGACCCUUGGUACGCUCUUCACCACGGCCGCGGUUGCAUACGGCGCGCUGGGCGGAAAGAAAGAGAUACCAUCCGCACCAAAGUCCAUAGCGGAGAGAGUAAAGGAGUCCGUCCCAAUCAAAGCUGGCUCAAGUGAAGAAGAGGAAUUGAUGAACAGCAUCAAAAAUUUCAUUGCAGAGGCCGAGAAGGAGGCCAGCCAUUAGUUUCGGAGUUUACAGAGGUGUUGGGAUGUUAUACUUGUAGACUUGGACUGCUGGCUACACAUGAAAUAGAAAAGGAUUCCCUUUA